CGGAGAGGGAGCUAGAGACUCUUCUCCAGCUCCAGCUGCCAUCCUACUCCUGCUCCUCCCCCUCCCCCUCCUCCUCCUCCUCCUCCACCACCACCACCAGAACCACUUCUCUUUCUCAUCACAUCCAGAGCACUUUGGGGAUGUAAGGAAUAGGAAGAGAUUGGUGACAUUGAGCAGCCUGCGCGUUCACACGACCUCUUGACCUCAUCUUCAGCAUGAAUGGUGAUAUGCCUCAUGUGCCCAUCACUACUCUUGCUGGAAUUGCUAGCCUGACAGACUUGUUGAACCAGCUGCCGUUGCCUUCUCCUCUUCCUGCCACCACCGCUAAGAGUCUGCUCUACAAUGGAAGGAUCUCUGAAGAGGUCAGCAGCCUGCUGGUGUGUCGGGACGAAAAUCUGGUGACUCAGCUGGCACAUAGCCUUAACCAGGUCUCCACUGAACACAUAGAGUUGAAGGACAAUUUGGGGAAUGAUGAACCUGAGGGUGACAUGCCAGUGCUUCUACAAACUUUGCUCUCCAGGAACCCCAAAAUCUUCAGGGACAAAUGUGUAAUGCAGCAGCCUAUGGUCCAACAGUAUAAGAUAUCCCAGAAUCAGGUGCAUGGGAGUCCAGCAUCAAAUUAUCAGCAAACCUCUGUUCCUCAAAGUCCCUCUGGAUGUUUUACAUCCCCACAGUCUGGGUCAGCUACUCGGUUCGUACCCCAGCAGAACAGUCCUAUACCUAGUCCCUAUACUCCUCAGAGUCCUGCAGACUACAUUCAGUACAAUCCACCCAGUUAUUCCCAACACCAACAGACUCAGCAAGUUGCUGGUGGUAUGAGAAAUAGCCUUGGCAACAAGGUCUCUGGACAGCUCUCAAGUAAUUCAUCUAAUCAUAAUGCAAGACUAGACUCAAAUGAAGAAUACAUGAACAUGGCUCACAGACUGAGAAAUGAGGAGAAUGACCCCUCCAUGAGGGCUGCCGCAUUUGCAGUUAAAUCACCACAGUCAGUGUGUUCCCCUGCUGGGAGCGAAGAGAUUGCAAAAACAGGGUCGCCUGACGUGCUACCAGGUUCAGCACCUGUCCUGCUUCUCACCUCUGCUGACCGCAAAAAGAAGCAGAGAGAAAGGAGUAAAGAGGGAAAUGAGCAGAUGGACAAAAACGCCUUGUAUGACAUUGUUAGCUCUCCAUCAAAAGACUCUGCCAGGCUGACUUUAAAACUGUCCCGAGUCAAGAUUCCAGACCUGGAUCAAUCUGGGGAACUUCCUCCUAGGGCACAUAUGGACUCAGACAAUGAAACUGAUUUGAUGAAUCAUCAGUUUUCAAGGGGUGCCCAGGACUUGCCCCACAAGUUUGGUGCUGUGGAGCAGGUUAACUGUCAGCAGGCUCCUGUUCGGCCAAAUACCAAGGAGAUUGGAGUCAUCAGUGGGGUUGUGUACGAUGAUGGUGAAUUAGACGCAUUUGCAGAGAUUGAGAGAAUAGAAUGCGAGUCAGCCAGUGAGAGAGAACGAUGGUCUAAAGAAGUCCAGGAUAAAGACAAGCCACUGAAGAAGCGGAAACAAGACUCGUAUCCUCAGGAAUCUGGAGCAGAGGCAAGUGACGGGCCUGUUGUACAAGGUGGCAACACUGCCAACAAGGUGACACCCAAGAAGACAAGUACUGCAAGUAACGGUGCCAGUCUGCCUUCUUUAAUGGUCAGUAUUGAUCUGCAGCAGGCUGGCAGAGCGAUAGCACAGCCUGUUGUGGUAUUGGAAGCACGGCAGUUGUGUGAGGACCACCUUAAGCAUCUAAAGUCAAAGGAAGAUGCAAAGGCAGAUAAAGUUGUUGAAAACAAACCUGGGCUCAACAAGCAGCAAUCUGACUGUCCCCGAAAGUCGGGCUCAGAUGGGCAACCAGAAACCCCUAAACAGAAGCAGGAAAACCGGCAGGAAUCCAGACACAGACAUGAUGCCAAGGCGGACAGUGGCAAGGGACACUCAGAUGGCAGACGGUCAGACACGCCGCGGCAGAAACAUAACAGGCAUUCAGACUCACACCACAAAGAGGAAAAGAACCACAACAGUCAUCGAUCCCAUGUCAGCCAACCUGAGACCCUAAAGACCAUCAGCAAAGCAGAGCGUAACUCCAGACAUGGAGAAGACAAAGCCAGGGAUAGAGAAAAGGAUAAGGACAGAGACAGAGAAAAGGAUAAGGACAGAGAUAGAGAUAAAGAUAGAGCUAGAGAUAAAGACAGAGAUAAAGACAGAGAUAAAGAUAGAGAUAAAGAUAGAGAAAGAAAUAAAGACCGAGACCGAGAAAGAGAUAGGGACAGGGACCGGGACAGGGAAAGGAAACACAAGACACUGUCAAGGGAAAAUUGCAACAGACAAUCUCCCGACCGUCAUACUAAAUCCGACACCCCAAGAGCGAAGCAAGAUGGGAGCAAAAAAUCCACUGACCCCAAUGGUCGUCAGAGGACAGAAAGUUCCACCUUUCAAAACCCCCAAAAUAAGAAAGAGAAGAAAGGUGGCGAUGGUAGCAUUAGAUGCCAGCCUGGAAACAAACAGCAGACUUUUGAGACAAAACCUGGCGAGUUCCCCUCAUACCUGUUGGGUGGCAAGACGGGAAGUCUGAAGAACUUUGUGAUUCCUAAAUUGAAACGAGAUGGGAGAGAUAAAGAUCCACAACUUCCAAACAAAGUGACAGUGAGAUGGAAUGAACCCCUGAUCAGACUGGAGAGAGUGUCGCUGGUAGAGAAUUUAAGCAAAGCAGCUAAACCUGUUGUUGUGCUUCAGAAACUCAGUGUUGACGAGGUCAAAAGGAUCAUUAGGGAAAGCAGGAAUGCGCACAGCUCCAGAUCCGACAACUGGUCCUCCUUUGAUAAAUCGGGGAGAGAGAUGUCACUUUGUGAGAAGACGAACAAGCGGAGGCACAGUAUGAUCAGUAAGAAAUCCAAGUACACUGAGGUGGACUCAGAUGAAGAGGAUGAGGACGACUCCGACAGUAAGUUGGCGAGGAAAAGGUGCAAGAAAGACCAUGACAAGACAUGGAAGCACGAAGAGAGGAAAGGUUCUUUAGAGCGCCAUCGUGGUGGAGGUUUCCAUAAUGCUCGCCGGGCAUCCGGUAGCCGUCAUCGUGAACUGAGCUCAGAUGAAUCGGAUGAAGGCUCUCCACCACCAAGCCUAAGUGAUGUUGCCAAAAAAUUGAAGAAAAAGGAGAAACAGAAAAACAGGAAAGCAUAUGACCCUAAGCUAACAGCAGAUGAAAUGAUGGACUCCUCCACAUUCAAGAGAUUCACAGACAGUUUGGACGGCAUUCUUGAGAACCUUGAGGAUGUGGACUUCACCGCCACAGAUGAUGAUGAGAUACCUCAAGAGCUCUUGCUUGGAAAGAACCAGUUGAGCCAGUUAGGCAGUGAUUCUGCUAAGAUUAAAACUAUGGGCAUCUUUAACAAGUUUUCAUCCGGCAAACUGGUGAAAAUUUUGAAUAUCCUCGAGAAGAACAUUCAGGACAGCGUCAAACUUUCCACAUUAAUGAAUCAUGAUAAUGAUUCCAUGGAUGAGGAGAGGUUGUGGCGUGACCUUAUCAUGGAGCGGGUGACUAAGUCUGCUGAUGCCUGUCUUACUGCACUCAACAUCAUGACAUCUCCGCACAUGCCCAAGGCCGUGUACAUAGAGGAUGUGAUUGAGAGGGUGUUGCAGUACACCAAGUUUCAUCUGCAGAACACUUUGUACCCUCAGUAUGACCCGGCCUACAGAGUGGAUCCCCAUGGAAGUGGUGUGCAUACUUCAAAGUCCAAGAGAGCAAAGUGUUCCACCCAUAAACAGAAGGUGGUAGUGAUGCUCUACAAUAAAGUGUGUGAUAUUAUCAGCAACAUCUCAGAGCUCCUGGAAAUCCAGCUGCUAACUGACACCACAAUUCUCCAGGUGUCCACCCUGGGUAUUACACCAUUUUUUGUAGAGAACGUCAGUGAACUGCAGUUAUGUGCCAUCACACUAGUGACAGCGGUCUUCUCUCGUUAUGAGAAACACAGGCAGCUCAUUCUUGAAGAGAUCUUCACCUCCCUUGCUCGACUGCCAACUGGUAAACGCAGCCUCAGGAACUUCAGGCUAAACAGCAGUGAUUCGGAUGGAGAGCCUGUGUACAUCCAGAUGGUCACAGCCCUGGUUCUUCAGCUCAUCCAGUGUGUGGUACACCUUCCCUCAGAAAAAGACAGAGAGGAUGAACAUAAUAAGAAGGUGGAUAAAGAUGUCCUCAUCACAAACUCUUAUGAAACUGCCAUGAGGACAGCUCAGAACUUCCUAUCAGUGUUUCUCAAGAAGUGUGGCAGUAAGCAGGGAGAGGAUGACUACAGGCCUCUGUUUGAGAACUUUGUUCAUGACCUCCUGUCUACAGUCAACAAGCCUGAGUGGCCUGCAGCUGAGCUGCUGCUCAGUUUACUGGGUCGGCUGCUGGUGCAUCAGUUCAGUAACAAGCAGACAGAAAUGGCACUCAGGGUGGCAUCACUGGACUACCUCGGCACUGUUGCUUCUCGCCUACGUAAAGAUGCUGUCACCAGCAAGAUGGACCAAAAGGCUGUUGACCGCAUCCUCAGAGAGUCUCCAGGCAGUGAUGAGAUCCAGCAACUUCAGAAGGACUUAUUAGACUACUUAGAUGAGAACACUGACACAGAUCCAUCUCUAGUGUUUGCCAGGCAAUUUUACAUUGCCCAGUGGUUCAGGGAUAUAACAAGUGAGGCAGAGAAAGCAUUGAAGUCUCAAAAUGAGAACGAUGAGGACUGGAAAGGUCACUGUCAUUCCAAGGAUGUUGACUCAACUGGGGAGAUUGUGCAGAGAGCCGAGGCACGAAAGAAAUUCCUUCGCAAGGUCAUCAAGACUUCACCAUCACACUUCAGUUCUCUGAGGACGAACACUACAGACUACAAGGACUCCUGUCUGAUCGUCAGAUAUCUGGCCUCUAUGAGGCCGUUUGCACAGAGCUUUGAUAUUUAUUUAUCACAGAUUCUGAGAGUACUGGGUGAGAGUGCUAUUGCUGUCAGAACGAAAGCCAUGAAGUGUCUCUCCGAAGUAGUGGCUGUGGAUCCAAGUAUUCUGGCACGGUUGGAUAUGCAGCGUGGGGUUCAUUGUCGCCUCAUGGACAACUCCACCAGCGUGCGGGAGGCAGCUGUGGAGCUCCUGGGCCGCUUUGUGCUAAGUCGACCUCAGCUCAUCGAGCAGUACUAUGACAUGCUCAUUGAAAGGAUAUUGGACACAGGUAUCAGUGUAAGGAAGAGGGUCAUUAAGAUCCUGAGGGAUAUCUGUCUGGAGCAGCCAGACUUCCACAAGAUCACUGAGAUGUGUGUCAGGAUGAUCCGAAGGGUCAAUGAUGAGGAGGGGAUCAAGAAAUUGGUGAAUGAAACAUUCCAGAAACUGUGGUUCACCCCCACACCAAGCCAUGACAAAGAUGCCAUGACCAGAAAGAUCCUGAACAUCACAGAUGUGGUGUUGGCAUGUAAAGAUUCAGGCUAUGACUGGUUUGAGCAGCUUCUCCAGAAUCUAUUGAAGUCAGAAGAGAAUGCUUCUUACAAACCUGCCAAGAAGGCCUGUGUUCAGUUGGUGGACAAUCUUGUGGAACACAUACUGAAAUAUGAGGAGUCUCUUGCAGACUGUGAGGACAAAGGGGUCAACUCAGGUCGUCUGGUAGCCUGCAUCACCACUCUCUACCUGUUCAGCAAGAUCAGAGCACAGUUAAUGGUCAAACAUGCCAUGACUAUGCAGCCCUACCUGACCACUAAGUGCAAUACUCAGAAUGACUUCAUGGUGAUAUGCAACGUGGCCAAGAUCUUGGAGCUGGUCGUGCCUCUGAUGGAGCACCCAAGUGAGACUUUCCUCACCACCAUAGAGGAAGACCUGAUGAAGCUCAUCAUCAAAUAUGGCAUGACGGUUGUGCAACACUGUGUGAGCUGUCUUGGUGCUGUUGUGAACAAGGUCACACACAACUACAAGUUUGUUUGGGCUUGUUUCAAUCGUUACUAUGGAGCUCUGGCAAAACUGAAGACACAGCAUCAAGAGGACCCCAACAGCUCCAUUCUGACCGCUAACAAACCUACUCUCCUGCGCUCACUGUUUACUGUGGGGGCUCUCUGUCGACACUUUGAUUUUGACCAAGAGGAGUUCAAGGGCAGCAACAAGAUCAUCAUCAAGGACAAAGUGCUGGAGCUUCUGCUGUACUUCACCACUCAUAAAGAUGAAGAGGUCCAGAUCAAGGCCAUCAUAGGGCUAGGAUUCCAGUUCAUCAUGCACCCAGAGCUCAUGUUUGUGCAGGAUGUGAAGGUUCUGUAUAACAGCAUCCUCUCAGAUGAGAACAGUUCAGUCAGUCUGAAGAUCCAGGUGCUAAAAAACCUGCAGACAUACCUGCAGGAGGAGGACUCUCGAAUGCAGGAGGCUGAUCGCGAAUGGAAGAAGCAAGCCAAGCAGGAGGAUCUGAAGGAAAUGGGGGACAUCUCAUCAGGCAUGAGCAGCUCCAUAAUGCAGAUUUACCUGAAGCAGGUGCUGGAGUCCUUCUUCCACUCACAGUCCACUGUUCGGCACUUUGCCUUGAGUGUCAUUACACUGACCCUCAACCAGGGGCUCAUCCAUCCUGUACAGUGUGUGCCCUACUUGAUUGCCAUGGGAACGGACCCUGAGCCAACCAUGAAGAACAAGGCCGAUCAACAGCUGGUGGAGAUUGACAAGAAAUAUUCAGGAUUCAUCCAUAUGAAGGCAGUCGCGGGGUUGAAGAUGUCGUACCAGGUGCAACAGGCCAUAAAUGGAUCCAAAGACGCGGUGAUCCGAGGUUUUCGUCAUGAUGACUCAGAUGCUGCUCUCUGCUCUCAUCUCUACACCAUGGUCCGUGGGAACCGACAACACAGAAGGGCUUUCCUCAUCUCCCUGCUCAACCUGUUUGAUGACAGCUCUAAAACAGAGGUGAACAUGCUGCUGUUCAUAGCAGACAACUUGGCCUGCUUCCCCUACCAGACCCAGGAAGAGCCUCUCUUCAUCAUGCACCAUGUAGAUAUUACUCUGUCUGUCUCUGGUAGCAACCUUCUUCAGUCUUUCAAGGAGUCAUUAAGGAAGGAGCCUGUACAGCGGGAAAAGAAGAUGAAGAUGAAAAAGAAGAAGAAACAGCAGCCUUGGAGGAGGAAAUAUAGCUCUGAUGAUGAGGAUGAGGAUGAUGAUGAAGACGAGGAUGAAGAGCAGAGCCGUGACAGCUCUAGCAGCAGUGAUGAGGAUGAUAAGGUGGUCCACAGGCGAAAGAAAUCAGUAGCUUCUGAUUCUGAGUCUGACGUGGAAGAUGAGGAUGCAGUGAUGGACCGUCUACCUGAAAACCCCAACCCCUUGCUGGACUUUGCCAGUGCUUCACAAGGUAUUCUGCUGCUGCUGGUGCUCAAACAACAUCUGAAGAAUCUGUAUGGCUUCUCAGACAGCAAAAUCCAGAAGUAUUCUCCAACGGAAUCUGCAAAAGUGUACGACAAGGCAGUCAACAGGAAAUCGAAGGUGCACUUCAGCCCUCGUCAGACACUGGACUACCUGAAGAGCCAUCUAACCAACACAGAUCUCUCUUAUGAGAUGAAGAGGAAUAUUGUGAAACAGUAUUUGGAUUUCAAGGUACUGAUGGAGCACUUGGAUCGUGAGGAAGAGGAUGAGGAAGGUGAAGCAAGUGCCAAUGCCAAAAACAAAGCCAUUAAUUCACUGUUGAGGGGCCCAAAACCCCAGAACCACAACCACAAUAAUCACACUGCUCCAGUGGAGACAGAUGAUGAAGAGAGCGACGAUGAAGAUCCACCUGCACGGAAACCAAGGAAAGGCAGGGAUUCCGCAGAGGAUUCAGGUCACAUGAAUGAGACUGUGGAAGCCAUGGACGUCAUUGCCAUCUGCUGUCCCAAAUACAAAGACAGACCACAGAUUGCCAGGGUCAUCCAGAAGAUCAAAAGUGGCUACAGUAUACACUGGAUGACGGGUACUUACUCCGGGCCCUGGGCUGUGGCAAAGAAACGGGACGGUCGCAAAAAGGUGCCUUGGGUUGACACUAUCAAGGAGUCAGACAUUAUUUAUAAGAAAAUCUCCUUGACAAGUGGACAGAAGCUUACAAACAAAGUGGCACAGACGUUACGGGCACUAUACGCUGCCAAGGAGGGGUCUAAGAGUUAGUCAACCGAAAUUACUCAGAGCCCAAAUCUUUGUGGAUCCAAUAUGUUACAAACAGAGAGAAGACGAAACUUCUUUAGAUUUAAGGACCUGAUGGAAGACAAGUUUUGUGAACACUGAUCUGUUUGAAUACAGACAUGUUUAAGUUAAACACAAGAAAAACACAAGAAGGAAAUGUUUGGGAAAACAUUGUGUGGGAGUUCCUUCGCUGUUGUGCAGCAACUUGGUUGUUUGAUUUUUAUUCCCACUGUAUCAUAGUUUAACUAAACACAUGUUUAUAUCUGAAUAUAAUUCUGUAAAAAAAAAAAAUAAAGUGAAUGUUGGAAAUUAGUGUAUUGAUGAUGUUCUUAAUAAAGUGUUUUUGGAGUUUAAACUAGCACCAGAUGGAUUUAUUCACUCAACCUGAGCUCCAACAACUUUUAACUGCUUUCUUUUUUCUUGUUUUAAACGUUGUUUACUCACACUGUGUAUAUCUUUGAUAUAAUUUAUUUAUGUUUAAAGCAGUGCAGUAUCUGUGCCUAUAUGCCGGGGAAGUUAUUUUGUUUUUAAUAUAGAUUUUGAUGUUAUAGAACAAAGAGAAAAAAAAAGUGAAAAGCCCCUGCUCUUCUGGUGGAACAAAUACUGCAAUAAAAAUUUUCUU
Molecule: messenger RNA, 8763 nt
Organism: Toxotes jaculatrix (banded archerfish)
Lineage: Eukaryota; Metazoa; Chordata; Actinopteri; Toxotidae
Product: nipped-B-like protein
Exons: 47
Coding region: 216-8126 (2636 amino acids)
Biological process (GO): digestive tract development; brain development; replication-born double-strand break repair via sister chromatid exchange
Cellular component (GO): Scc2-Scc4 cohesin loading complex
Molecular function (GO): chromatin binding
Source: RefSeq, a predicted model, not a curated record